Messenger RNA from Peronospora farinosa, 1611 nucleotides. The record is from the annotation of a GenBank genome assembly. NCBI's taxonomy places the organism in Eukaryota, Oomycota, Peronosporomycetes, Peronosporales, Peronosporaceae.
AUGUCGAUGGUUUUUGAUGAAUACGGUCGCCCCUUUAUCAUCCUGCGUGACCAGGAGCAGAAGGAACGUAUCAAGGGCGUUGAAGCUAUUAAAAGCAAUAUCCUAGCGGCACGUACGGUCUCAAAUCUUCUCCGUACGUCGCUCGGCCCGCGUGGCAUGGACAAAAUGAUGGUCAGUCAAGACGGCGAUGUCACUAUUUCGAAUGAUGGGGCCACUAUUCUGGAACAAAUGCAAGUUGAACAUCGUGUGGCCCACCUCCUUGUAGAGUUGAGCAAGUCACAGGACGACGAGAUUGGAGACGGUACAACAGGUGUUGUAGUACUGGCUGGUGCGCUACUGGAGCAAGCAGAAAAGCUAUUGGCCCAUGGUCUGCACCCUAUGCGCAUUGCUGAUGGCUUUGAAGAAGCCUGUGAGAUCGCCUGUAAGCAUUUAGAGGCUAUUGGUGACGUUAUUCACUUCACGGAGCACGACUCGACGCCAUUGGUCGAGACAGCCAUGACCACAUUGUCCUCCAAAAUUGUUAACAAGCAUAAGCGCCAGAUGGCGCAGAUUGCAGUUGAAGCAGUUAUGAAGGUGGCUAAUUUUGAGACAAGGGACGUGAACUUUGAUCUCAUUAAGAUGGAGGGAAAAGCUGGUGGAACGCUGAGUGAUACGGCCCUCAUUAAUGGGAUUGUCAUCGACAAGGACUUCUCUCAUCCACAGAUGCCCAAAGAGGUAAAAGAUGCCAAGAUGUGCAUCCUCACGUGUCCUUUUGAACCACCUAAGCCUAAGACAAAACACAAACUUGACAUUACGAGUGUUGAAUCUUACGAAAAGCUUUACAAACAGGAACAAGAGUAUUUUGCCACUAUGAUCAAACAAGUUAAAGACAGUGGGGCUAACUUGGUCAUUUGCCAGUGGGGGUUUGAUGAUGAGGCCAAUCACUUGUUGCUGCAAAAUCACCUACCUGCUGUGCGCUGGGUCGGUGGUGUAGAGCUCGAACUCAUUGCUAUUGCUACGGGUGGACGUAUUGUACCGCGAUUUGCAGAGUUGACAGCGGAGAAGCUCGGUCGGGCUGGUACCGUGCGUGAGGUCGCGUUUGGCACCACGAAGGAGCGCAUGUUGGUGAUUGAGGACUGCGCGAGCUCGGACGCUAUCACAGUGUUGGUGCGUGGUGGAAAUAAGAUGAUUGUGGAGGAAGCCAAGCGUUCGCUGCACGACGCCAUGUGCGUGACGCGCAAUCUGAUUAAAAACAAUCGCAUCGUGUACGGUGGCGGCGCCGCUGAGAUUGCAUGCGGUAUCGCUGUGCGAGAGCAUGCUGACAACACAGCGGGCAUCGAACAGUACGCCAUCCGUGCCUUUGCCGAUGCUUUGGAGGACGUUCCGAUGGCUCUGGCUGAGAACAGUGGUUUGAGCCCGAUUGAUUCGCUUUCGGCUGUGCGUGCGCAGCAAAUCGCUGAGAAGAACCCGCGACUUGGUAUCGACUGCAACUCGUCUGGCACGAACAAUAUGAAGGAGCAGCAGGUGUUUGAAACGCUCAUCGGCAAGCAGCAGCAGCUGCAGCUUGCUACGCAAGUCGUGCGGAUGAUUCUCAAGAUCGAUGAUGUCAUUAUUGAAGGCUCGUACGCGUAG